This is a messenger RNA of Henningerozyma blattae CBS 6284, 1668 nucleotides long. RefSeq names its product dual specificity protein phosphatase family protein. Gene Ontology annotation, cellular component: cytoplasm; cytosol; nucleus. The record is from RefSeq and is a predicted model, not a curated record. Gene Ontology annotation, molecular function: protein tyrosine/threonine phosphatase activity; MAP kinase tyrosine/serine/threonine phosphatase activity. Gene Ontology annotation, biological process: negative regulation of MAPK cascade; protein dephosphorylation. The transcript has a single exon. Lineage: Eukaryota; Fungi; Ascomycota; Saccharomycetes; Saccharomycetales; Saccharomycetaceae. The coding region runs from base 1 to 1668 and encodes 555 amino acids.
AUGUCAAACAAUGAUUCUGAAAUCGUCAUGACAGGAUCGUUGCAAAGAAUCAAUCGAUCCCCCAGAACUUUGCAAAAUAGAAACACGAAGAAUUUGUCGUUACAAUUGAACGGUUCAAAUUCCAAUAUCGUCUCUCCGGAGACGAAAAGUGUCUGUAGUUUCAGUACCAAUACUAGCAAUACCAUUAGCAACGAUAUUACAAGUAUACCGUCAAGGGAGAACCCUAACAUUUCCUCGAUAAUUUCUCCUCUGGAGUUCAAACCACAUUUGACCACUACUACAAGACCAAGAAGUGCCUCGACCAUGACCACUCCUUUCCCCACCAGAGCCACCACUUAUUUACCACCACUGUUAUCGAGAAAGAGUGAUGCUUCCAUUUACACAAUAGGGAAUACUAUAACAAAGAAUAAUGGACCUCCAAUACCAAAAUUAUCAUCACCUACUUCAACUACUUCUAUAGCGGGUAAUAACAAUAAUGAUAAUAAUCAGUCAAAUAUAUUAUUAAAUGGCUCAAGCAUACCCAAUAAAUUGGGUUCCAGAGGCCAUUCCUUAUCAUUAUCAGUAGCUACUCCAACUCACAACACAGUACAUAGUACAAAUGUUACCACACAGAUUACUUCCUCUGAUAGUACUCAUUAUAAUCCUUCAAAAACUAAUAAUAUAUGUUUCAAUAGUAAUAGAGGUAGGGCUCAGACAAUUAGUCUCGAUACAGAAUCAUCCACACCUCUAGUCAGUCACAAUUCUAAUAAUACCUUUAAUUUUAAUGAUAUUCUAAAGCAAAGAAAAAAAGUAACUCCUUUUGCUCCUUCAUCUUCUUAUUCCUCUUCUAAUACACAGCAACAAUCUUUUAUACAUAAUCUUAACAUUAAUCAUUCUAAUAAUACUCAAUAUAACACAUUUUCUAAUUUGCAUAAUAAUUUACCUGAUUCCAAUUCUAAUUCUACAAUAAUAUCAACUAAUACAAAUACGAAUAUUAACAACAAUUCUCCAUUUAAUAAUGAUAAUUACUCACCUGAAGAAUAUGUGGCUAAUGCCUAUCCUAAUGGCCCAUUAUUGGUAGUCCCACCAAAUAUUUACUUAUACUCUGAACCAAAUCUUGAUGAAAUUUUAAAAUUUGAUGUUAUUAUUAAUGUGGCAAAAGAAAUACCAAACCUUAAAGCGAGUUUGAUUGAUAAUCCACAUAAUAAAAUAAAUUAUUACCAUAUACAUUGGUCUCAUAAUUCGAAAAUUUAUAAAGAUUUGAAUUAUUUAACUAAUAUGAUGCAUGAUUAUUCCAUUCAAAAUAAGAGAAUUCUUGUACAUUGUCAAUGUGGUGUUUCGAGAUCUGCUUCCCUAAUAGUUGCCUAUAUUAUGAGAUACUGUAAUAUGAACUUAAAUGAUGCAUAUGAUCAUCUGAAAUUAAUCGCCAAAGAUAUUAGCCCUAAUAUGGGACUAAUCUUCCAAUUAACUGAAUGGAAUGAAUAUUUAAAUACUAAUGAAAAAAAUAAUGAUCAAAUAGGGGCUAAAAACAAUAAUAUUUCUUCUUCUAAUAAUAGCCCUAUGCAUAUUAAACAAAUUCCUUCUGAUAUUAGCAUUACUCCAUCUGAUACAAAACAAAGCUCUCCUUAUAGCACAAAUACGACUCCAGUAGCUUCAAAUAUUGAUACUGAACAAAUCCUGCGAAUAUAA